Molecule: messenger RNA, 8245 nt
Organism: Strongylocentrotus purpuratus (purple sea urchin)
Lineage: Eukaryota; Metazoa; Echinodermata; Echinoidea; Camarodonta; Strongylocentrotidae
Product: sodium channel modifier 1-like
Exons: 8
Coding region: 96-1586 (496 amino acids)
Biological process (GO): RNA splicing
Cellular component (GO): nucleus
Source: RefSeq, a predicted model, not a curated record
UGAUGCAAAAUCGAAUGAGGGAUUUCUGACGAAAGAACAGAUUCUGCUACAGAUCGACAUUAUGUAAGCAGCUUUGUCGUACGCAUUAUACCAAUAUGUCAUUCAAGAGAGAUGGUGAUGAUGGCAGCCAAUUAAACCUACUCAAGAAACGGCGAGUGGCUGAGCUUCUGGCCAAAGACAUCCCAGAUGAUGAAGCAAUACUUAUGCGCAGUGGGAGGUAUGCCUGUACGGUUUGUCAUUAUAGACCCGUCUUUGACACUGUUGAUAUGCUGAGUGUCCACCGAGCAGGGAAAAAGCACCAACAUGCUACUGAUAAUCACUUUGCCAAGAAGAGAGAGCUUGCUUUGCUGGUUCAGAAGAGACGAAUGGAAGCAGAACUCAAGAAAGGAAGUCUGAAAGGAAGGGAUGAGGAAGCAGAGCCAUCCCCCCUCCUGCAGAAAGUGGAAGCAGCCAAAAGACACACACUGCUGAAGGAAGCUCCUUACAACCCAUGCCAUACACACAAGACUGACGGACCUUCCAAGAAGGCAAAGAACAAGCUCUUCUUUCAAUCCACCCGGCAGGUCGGUUUAAAGAAUCCAGUAGGAAAUUCAACCAAUCAGAUGACAGAGAAUUUAAAUUCAGCCAAUCAGAAGAGAGAUUUUUCACAUCAUGCCAGUGAACCCACCAUGACUUCUUUGGCAGCUCAACAGACUCCAACACCAGGCUUUUCAAAUAUUCAUACACACACUCCCAUUGUAAGUUCUACUACUGCUCCGCAAAAUGCUGGUAUCAAGCCUGGUUUUAAAUCUACCUCACAGACUCAUGUCCCAGGAGUUUCAAGCAUUCAAAUCAAGCCAUACAUACCAAAAGCAAAGAGGAAUGUCAUGCACACCAAAGCAUGCCCUCCCAAACAGCCUGGUCUUGAACCUGAUUCAGAAAAGCAUCAAACAACCUCAACACCAGCUCCUCACAAUGCAUCAUCAGUUUUUAUGCAAAAUCCAGUUCAUGGAGAAGAGGUUGAGCGCUCAAGCAUCAAAUUCAUCAGAGAGUUUCAAAAUACAGAGAAUACAUGUGUGGAUAACAAGGCUACCUCAAACAAAACAAGUGCCUCUAUCGCAAAUGAACUAAAGCAUAGUGUUGCAGAAGAUAACAACAUGAAGUGGAUGUCAGGAAGGGUUCCUCAGAAGCAUCCAUUGUAUGGUAACAAGCAACAGGAUUCUAGAAUGAAUGGACAGAUGAGAGAGGCUUCACAGGAUGUGAGGGGUUUCCAGCAGUGUGGACAAAGGGCUUCACAGGAGCAUCCCACAGUGUGGGGCAUCCCGCAGUGUUUCCCACACCUAGGACAAAGCGCUUCACAGGAGUAUCAGGAUGUCAAGGGUUUACCACAGUGUGGACAAGGGGCUAGAGUGGAGGAAGAAAGGACUAAACAAAGACUACUAAAGAAGACACAACAGAAGGGCAAGUCUAUGUUGACAGAUGAAAAGAAGAAAGAACUACAGAGAUAUUUAGAGCUUACCAGUGCUGGCUGGGUUCAAGACAAUGGAGGUGACUGGGUCAAAGGUCAGGAUGUAGAGUUUGACUCUGACGAAGAACCACCAACAUAAGAGAAGAUAAAGGGUAUAAAGUUUUGCAACAGAGAUGAUUAUUAAAAAAAAAGAUACAAGACAGAACGAAUGAGUCCAUUGGCAGGCUGGUUUAGGAUAAACGAUAUUUUUCACCCAUUUUAACCAAGGAGUUUUAAGAGCUGGAGUCCAAAUUGGCAACACAUUAUUCCAAGCAGCUUCUAAUGUUGCACAAUAGAAUCUACAGGUGUGCUGUUAAUUGUGAUGUCCAAGGUUCGAAGCAGCAAUAUCACUGGAAAGCUUGAGUAGGGAUUUUUUUAAAGGAAAUAUCAUUAAGUGUCAAAUUCCAUCACUAUACUUUGAGCUUGAAAUACAAAUAUAUGAAGGAGUAAUUGAACCAAGUAUUAUAGUAUAAGUGACAUCACAGAUAUAAACUUUGAAAAUAAUGCAAUUUUAGCUUUAUACCAACUAUUUGCAAUCCUGGGGAUGUACACAAUUUACGGGGAGGAAUACUAUUCCUCGACUGCUUUCUUCUCAAUAUACUGCAACUUCUGAAUCUACUUUCUCUUGUUUUAUUCUUUGGGUGAUGCCUCGCCCCUAUGACUCGUACCUUCUACUGACCUUCAUCGAAACUAGGAGCAAAAAGGUCAAGUUUGAAGUCAAGUUUGUUUACUCUUUACCCUGCCUCUGUAGAAGGGCAUUACCAAACUAGGCAACCACCAGUGACUCACUUCACUAAAAUAAGAAACAUGUAAAGCGGCAUUAAUAUACAAUAUACCAUACAUAACGAUAAACAUAAACAUAACAAUUAAACACGAUAAACAUAAAAUAUCACAUCAUUGAUAUUAUAUCUUACAAUAAUUGUUACAUGUAAGAUGGGAUGGUUCCUGGGUCUUUAGUCUUAGCGGAGGUCAUAUGUCAUUUGUAACCUAACUAUCGCCCUCUUACAGACAGAGUUUAGAGAUUGGUCGUAUAUAAUAUAUUGACCCUAUCCUAACUUCAACUUGUCGAUCUAGUCCAUGUCUGUCUGGGUACAUGUAGGUCACGGUUACUCGUUCUAAUGGCCAGUGCCCACGAAGAGCAGCACUGUCAGCCACAAGUACAAGGUUGUCAGUCUGGAAGUUUCUUUGUGGGUUAAGCCACCUUUGGCGUUUGUGAAGUAAGGGAAGAUAUUCCUUUGUCCAAUGCCUCCAGAACUGACCAGCCAGAUAUUGAGUUUGUCCAACCUUAGCUGCGAUGAGCUUUGCUAGGCUCUGCUUGAGUUAUUUAUGUCCAGCUCUAAAGUUUGUGCCAUUGUAGCUGAAUAUUUUCUCAGGCAGUCCUCUGUGAUUCACAAAUCUCCUUAGAGCGUUGAUGAAUGAGUCUGUAUCCAGGGAGUUGGCUUUUUCCAGGUGUACGGCCCUAGUCGUCAGACAUGUGAAUACACAGCCAUACCUCUUGGGCUGACUCCGGCCUUGCUUGACGUAGGAAGGUCCAAAGUAGUCAACCCCAGUGUAGGUGAAUGGCGGCUUGUCCGGUGUAACUCUUUCUUAAGGCAUGUCAGCCCUCAUUUGUUUCCCUCUUGGAGCAUUUCUCUUCUUGCAUUGGACACAUUUUCCUAUGAUGCGUCGAACAGUUCCACUGGAUCCAAGCUAAUCCUCUCCUUAAUCUGUUCCAGGAGGAAUAGCAAUCUUUUGGCUUGGUUGAGAUGGCAUUGGUUCCCUAUAUCUAAGGAUCAUUUUGGAGGUCCUGAGUUGGCAGAACUGCUGUUGGAGGUAGAGAUCUGGCAUCAUUCAUGAGCUCUGCUCACUUUCCUUCUGGUAGUUCAUGACUCCAUGUGGAGGUUUUGUUGUUCAUCCACAUACUUAGUGCUUCCAAACUUGCUACUCAGGCUGAAGGUUUCUACCUUACUAGAAUGGCAAAGUCAAGUUCACUAAUCAUAUUGGUGCUUGGCGCAUUCUAAAAUGCUCUCUUGGUGGCCUCUUCUGGCUCCCAGAACUUCCUGCCUCGUAAAUUAUUUGGCACUGGCGCUCAAUAAUUUGCAGGAGUCCACACAUAAUUAAUUCAAGUGCUUGUAUGUUCAUGGCAUGUUUCUCUGGAUCUGGAUCAUUCUCAAAGAGUCUGUCAUGCAGUUCAUCUGCUACCGCAGGAACAGUGCUCAAUGCCGAAGAUCCAUCAAGCAUAGGAAUUUAUUGAUUGAUUUAUUUAUUUAUUUAUUCAUGUCUUCUUUAUAAAAGAAGGGUGGUCCCAUUCAAGCUGCAAGGCCUGCUUUCCAAGGGAGCCCUGCUGUAACAAACAAAUCACAUUUCAAAUAUCUUACAAUACACAUAAAAAUACACAUAAUAUACAAUAAAAACAUAAUACAAACAAACUAUAAAACAUUUAACACAAAUAGGAAAUUAGAGGAAAGAGGAAAAAGGAAAGAGAGAAAGAGAGAGUGAGAGGGUGGUAGGAAUACUUCAUGUAAGCGAUCGCAAAAUAGAAGAAGUCAAUUAGCCCACUUGAAUUUCACGGACAUUUUGUUUAAAAAUGGAUAGUGAGGCGGAACAUUUGGUAUUAAGUAUGGGUAGUGAGUUGAAUGAAGGUUUGUUUUUUAAAUCGGUUCUGGGUUUUGGCAUCCUCCUUCCACUCAAUUAAUUUUUGUUGUAGCUCAUGGAGCCUGGAGUUGAGAGCAAGGAUAUUGGGAACAGUCUUCACAGCAUGCCAAGUGGUUCGGUAAUGAUCUUUUGUGUGAUGCCAGGGGCUCGGACUUCAGCACAAACUAUUCUAUCUUCGGCAUCUUCUGCAACAGCCUUCAAGAGAUUGUUUGGUUCAGGAAGCAAGGAAACUAAACUUGAUAUGUGUGAUAGGUGAAAGUGUGUGCCUGAUGCCCCUUCAAACAAGAUGAUAGCCCGGUUCCUGAUGUAGUCCACUAGAUGGUUUGAGGUAUCGUACUCAAUGGUUAUAUAGGCAGUGAAGAUGUCUUCUACGCCAGAUUUAGUCGCACCCCAAUGAUGAAAUGCCUUGCUUGCUGUUCUUACUAUGCGGCGGGCAUCCGAUUCUGAUGUUUUGAGUGUGUGUACUCCCUUCCCUCCUCCCUGCAAUGUCCUCAUAGGCUUUCAUAAUUUUGUCAACUUCCUCGGCAAAGUUAAUAAUGAGAUGCAGUUUGAAGUAGAAAGUCACAAAAUGUUUGCAAAUUGCGUGUUCAUCAGCUACAUGUAUAAGUUGCUUCCAAUUUGAUACGAUGUGUGGUAGUAGUUCUUCUUUUAGUGUACAUAGUUUUUCGCUGGAUUGCGGCACUGUCGGCCCUUGAUCGAUCAUAGUUGAUUUGAUCGUGGAAAUUAUCUGUUUGUUUAUUAUUUCAGGUGGGUUGUCAUCUGUGGCGAUACUUUGGGCAAGUUCCUUUUACCCUCUCUGUAAAGCUGUCAAAUACAGCAGACGUAUCACCAGCUGCCCUCUCUGUAAGUCCUACUGAGCGGGACGAUCCAUCGGGGCGAGUAAUUUGGUAGUUUUGGUACUUGCGAUGGAAUUUAGAUUUCCCAUCUCCAUGGGCGACAGGCAUUGAGAGCAGUGGCUACCUCCACAACAGCAAGAUGUCUUCCUUCCACAAGGAUUCUCGACUUUGUGCCCAUUGAUUGCAGGCGGCUCACUUUUUUUCCGGCAAGAUUUUUAAGUACCGUUCAAAUAUAGGACAUAAAAUUGCAAGUUAAAAAAAUCUUGUGUACGGCAUGUAUUUUAUAUCAUUGUCAUAUUUCUUUUUUUUUUCCCGGAUUUAACGCCUUUUUGGCAGAAAUCAAAGAUAUAGCGCCUUUUGGCAGAAACUUUUUACAGUCAAUACUGAGUGUAAAUGCUACAGAAUUGUAUGUAUUGUAUGAACAAGUGUCUCACUGGGAAUAUAUGCUCCAUCUUGACCGUUGUUCCACUGCAAGCUUUGUCAGAAUGCCAAGAUCAGUACUGUUUUUAUUUUGACUGACACUCUUGUCGCUGACGUACUGCACUUUCUUUAUUGUCAGAUCUUCAGACAGCCUUCUAUCUAGGAAGUUGUGCAGUGGGCUGGCGACUUGGUUUGACCCUAUUCCCAUUUCCUGUUCCCCCAGGAAUAGAAAUGGACAUCUUCUGGAUGUUGUGUUCCUGGGACAUAUUUUUUGCCACUCUGCUUAUGUUCAACAAUGCCAAGAACAUUGAGCUGCUGAACUUUACGGGAGUAAUCAUCAGAAACAAAAAAGCGGGUAAUCAUUGGGAUCAAACUUCUUACUUUUAUAGAGCUCCCUCAAGCACUUCUUUGACUUCUCUUUAGUUUGGAAAGAAGAAGAAUCUACAUGCAUGGGGUGUGGGCGAGCUCUUUCUCCCCCAGGUAGGCCUUGUACUGGGUUUUUCUUACCCGAUCUGUGAGCACGUUGAAUCUCUUUGGCAACUCCCAGUAUUGCAGGAUCAGGAUCGUUGUUUUAGCUUGAUUUCCUCAAGCUCAAGCUCUUGUUGCUCCUUCAGAGCUGCGAUUUCUGCGGCUAAGGCAGCUCUCUUGGCCUUUGCCCUAAUCCUCCAACUAGCUGAGGUGGUGCUGCUCCCCCUUUGACUCACAGAGUCGAUCCUCAGGCCUAGUGGUGUCAGACUUCACACCAUGCAUCUUUACAGAAUCCUCUGACUUGUUGUGGUCCUUGAAAGUAACCUCUGAAUCUGUGCUAUCCAUGGCGGUUAUGCUCAUGAUUGAGGAUGACGUCCAUGCAAGUUGAUAUUAAACUAAAUGUGGCGUGCCAACCCAGAUGCCCAAGACCCAAGAAAAGAGACCAUGCGCCGCUGUAUAUUGGUUUCACUGUUGUAAGCAGGCAAGGUUCAAUCUGCAAUUUAAAAAGGACAAAUAGUAAUUAUUAAUAUUAUUAAGCAUUUAGCUACCUUAUUCAUAGUACACUAUAUCACAGCGCUUACAAUCAUAUGCAAUAAAACAACAAAUUAUAACAUAAAACAUUGAACAAAUAAAAUAAUAGCGAAUCAAGUAGGAAAAAGGUACGUUUUAAGGAAUUUUUAAAACACAUCCACUGAUGGAGCAGCUUUUACAAUGGAGGGAAGUUUAUUCCACUCCUUAGCUGCUGCUACAGUGAAUGUGCGAUCUCCUGCCUUACUACGAGCCAAUGAAAAGUCAAUCGGAAUGGGUCUGCAUUGGAGCGAAUAAGUCAUCUUGCAUAAACUGACUUCUUGCAUAAACAAACAAUGCCUUCUUCACUAUAAAUCUGACUUAAUACAUGCAACAAUGACUCACUGAUAUUGACUUUGACAUUCCACAAGGUCAUGCUCGAAGGCCUCAUUCAUGUUACUACUACAUGUACAUUAAUACAAUUACGUAACGUGCAUUGUACACGUGUGCAAUCUUUCACGUGACCAACUCAUGUCAUACAUUAUUCGGUAGGCGUUGUAGAAACAGUUGCUUCAAAAUCCCUUCCUCCAAUGUAGAUUCUCCUAGUAGUUGUCGCAUGCGACGAAGAAGUUGAGUAGGCUUGCGGUCACCUAACUCUUCCGCAUUGAGAAGCUGGUGAAUUCGCUUCUGUUCGGAAACGCCGGUUCGUUUGACGAGUUCAGAUUUCAGUUUGUCAUAGCGAUCCUUAGCAGGGGGGGCAAUGAUGAAGUCCCUGACCUCUUGUGCUACUUCAGGCUGUAAAGAGCUAAUGACGUGGGCAAAUUUUGUCUCUUGUCGCGUAAUAGCCCGCGUCAAAAACUGCGCCUCAACCUGGGCGAACCAGAGUGCCGGGUCGCCCGGCCAGUACGGUGGUAACUUGAGUCCAAAAGCAGUAACAGCUGGCCCGGUACUGCCCGGUGCCAUCGCGGCAGCGGCGGAGUCGGAGUCGGGCAUUUCCGUUGACGGUGAUGUCGUCGUCAUCAUGCACACAAAAGAAAACAUCGCUCGUAGAAGAACAAAAAGAUCCGGGGUCACCAAUGUAGGAAUAAAUGUUGUAGAUAAAACUAAAUGAAUAUUCUUACCGUUAAUAAUAAUCUUCAGAGUUGAUAUCUCGAGUGUAGAAAGAAACUGGAAAGCGAAUCAUGAAGAGGAAGAAUAGCUAGCUAGUCGCGCUCCACAUGCUGAUUCAUCACUUCGCUAUAUUGCACUAUUCUUCCUCUUCAUGAUUCGCUUUCCAGUUUCUUUCUACACUCGAGAUAUCAACUCUGAAGAUUAUUAUUAACGGUAAGAAUAUUCAUUUAGUUUUAUCUACAACAUUUAUUCCUACACAGAUAAACAUACAACGUCAAAAUCCUGAACAAAUACAUCUAACACAUAAUCUAAGUUUACUUUGUUCCCACAAGCAUUUAAAGUAACAAUAUUAAGAAAGGUCCUGUUUGGUUCAAGUGUACCAUCAUGGCAGGGGCCAGGCCGGUCCCAGAAAGAGAAAAAGAAAUUAAGGUCACCACCUUUCUUCUCGUCCCAUCCAACCUUCCAGAGGUCAUCAGGGCCAUCGAUGACCUUAAUCUCCUCCUUCCCCGUUGAUGACUUUGUUUACAGAAGAUCCUACCAUCCAUCGUCCAUACAUUUUUCACGCUAGAGUCCUUCUUCAAAUCGCGCACUAUCUUACUGCGUAGAGGUAUCAAGUCUUCAUCAAGAAAUACCUGUUUGUGGAUGUCCAUCGAUGUCAGCUUCUUCUUGUUCCUCAUCAGUCGUACUUUGACGUCCCGCCGAACAAAUUUCACGAUGAUGGUUUUGCCAUCAGCUCUCGCCUGCUAGUCACUCCCUGCCAUCGCACGCCUGCCAGGCAGCGAAA